Molecule: messenger RNA, 657 nt
Organism: Nomascus leucogenys (northern white-cheeked gibbon)
Lineage: Eukaryota; Metazoa; Chordata; Mammalia; Primates; Hylobatidae
Gene: LAMTOR4
Product: late endosomal/lysosomal adaptor, MAPK and MTOR activator 4
Exons: 4
Coding region: 88-336 (82 amino acids)
Biological process (GO): positive regulation of TOR signaling; cellular response to amino acid stimulus
Cellular component (GO): lysosome; Ragulator complex
Molecular function (GO): guanyl-nucleotide exchange factor activity
Source: RefSeq, a predicted model, not a curated record
GAGCGCGCCGGGUGCAAGCACGUGACCGGGGCCUGAAGCCGGAAGCUACCUAUCUGGUAGGGAGCUCCCCCAGCACCGAAGACUGCGAUGACUUCUGCACUGACCCAGGGGCUGGAGCGAAUCCCAGACCAGCUCGGCUACCUGGUACUGAGUGAAGGUGCAGUGCUGGCGUCAUCUGGUGACCUGGAGAAUGACGAGCAGGCAGCCAGUGCCAUCUCUGAGCUGGUCAGCACAGCCUGUGGUUUCCGGCUGCACCGCGGCAUGAAUGUGCCCUUCAAGCGCCUGUCUGGUGUGUCUCUCCUCCAGUGGUCUUUGGAGAACACACACUGCUGGUGACGGUGUCAGGACAGAGGGUGUUUGUGGUGAAGAGGCAGAACCGAGGUCGGGAGCCCAUUGAUGUCUGAGCCUGCUGGAGGGCGAGGGUCGGAGAAGCAGAUCGGGUCCUGGGCCUCUGUGAUGAGGCAGGCACACCCAUCGGUCUUGGCUUGCUGCUAGAACUAGGGCCUUGUGCUCGCCCACCUCCCACCCCUACCUGGAUGGGCCCGAGGCUUGGGGACUCUGAGCUGUGUUAAGGAGAACAAGGGCAAGGAGACCUCCCUUUGUGCUCCCUCCCUCCCUCCCUAAUAAACACAAGUCUGAUGUUCUCCAGCCCAGGGA